Setaria italica (foxtail millet) is the source of this 971-nucleotide messenger RNA. RefSeq lists its product as uncharacterized. The record is from RefSeq and is a predicted model, not a curated record. The coding region runs from base 123 to 698 and encodes 191 amino acids. Gene Ontology annotation, biological process: ribosomal large subunit biogenesis. The transcript is spliced from 3 exons. Gene Ontology annotation, cellular component: nucleolus. NCBI's taxonomy places the organism in Eukaryota, Viridiplantae, Streptophyta, Magnoliopsida, Poales, Poaceae.
CCCGGCCGCUCUUGGGAGUCUCUUCUUCUUCCUCCACUCCGCGCCCCCUCCCCGCCGUCUCUUCCCCCAAAAGACCAAAACCCUAGCCCCUCUCCAAACCCUAGCUGCCGCCGCUGCCGCGCAUGGGGGGCUCGCGGCGCAAGUUGAAGCGCUCCCGCGCCAAGGUCCAGGUGGGGCUCCCGCGCAAGAAGCCGAGAGAGUUCAAGCCGGCCUUCGAACUCCCCGAGGCGCUCGCCGCCGCCGCCGCCGCCGAAGGCGGCGCGGGCUGGGACGCCGAGGGCAGCGUGGUGAAGAACUACGCCGCGUUCGGGGUGGUGGCCAACCCCAACCUCCUCGGCGCGCACGCCCGUGGCACCCCGCGGCUCGUCCAGAGCGCGCCGCUGCAGGCGCCCGACAUCGCCGCCGCGCGCGCGCCCAUCCCGGAGUUCGAGCCCAUCGACACCGGCAGCGACCUCGAGAACGAUGAUCUGAAAUCUGCACUUGGGAAGAAAAGGAAGGAUGGCAAAUCUGCACCAUUGCAACCACUGACUAAAAUUCAACGUGUUUGCAUCGGCAGAUUAAUAGAGAAGUAUGGUGAUGACUUCAAGGCCAUGUUCAUGGAUACCAAGCUGAACGCAAUGCAGCACUCAGUGGGUACUCUGAAGAAGCUCUGCGAAAGGUACCACGCUGAUGGCAAGACUUUUGUGUAUCCACUGUAGUAUCUCACGCAAACAUCUAUCGUUGAGAUUCACAGUUUACUGUGUUCAGCAAACAUCUAUCGAUGGUGGUACUUGCGGAUGACUUGAGUGUAACAGUGAGCUUGUUUCUCUUGUCAUGUGUUGUUGGCAAUGCCAUGUGGUAACUUGUGAUCUUAACUGUCAUGUACUUCGGCUUGAUGUAAUCCACAUCGUCAGUGACACCCUCCCCCGUGAAGGCCCUUCAUUCACUGAAGGCCUUGCCCUCCAAACGUGUAUGUAUUCACGGCUUAUGAA